This is a messenger RNA of Penicillium griseofulvum, 780 nucleotides long. Its product is annotated as glycoside hydrolase family 131 protein. The record is from RefSeq and is a predicted model, not a curated record. Lineage: Eukaryota; Fungi; Ascomycota; Eurotiomycetes; Eurotiales; Aspergillaceae. The transcript is spliced from 4 exons. Bases 1 to 780 code for a protein of 259 amino acids.
AUGCGGUCUCUGGCAUGGCUUGUCUCUCUCCCCAUAGUAGCCGAAGCCGGCAAGGUCCGAUGGAGCGGGUUAUUCGACGCCUCUGCGAGCGUCGCUGACUUCGACGAAUGGUCGUGGUCUAACCAAGUCGGCGCUUAUCAGUGGUAUAUUCACGGAAGUGGAGCCACAGAAAAGUACCUAGGUCUCUCACCUGAGAACAAGAACCCGGCCGCCACAAAUGAGGAACAGGGAAUUCGGAUAACGAUUGAUGGCACGUCCUUCUGGAAUGGACAAACCAUGGAACGAUCCGAGAUCAUUCCCCAGACCAAGGCAGAUCUGGGGAGCGGACACCUGUUCUACCAUUUCUCGCUGAAGACAGAAGAGAAGAAUGCACCGAAUCCGAGCUUCGAGCAUCAGAUCGCGUUCUUCGAGAGCCAUUUCACAGAGCUGAAAUACGGCGCACUUAGCGGCACCUCGGGCGAUGAUAACAAACUCCGCUGGUGCAUUGGUGGAGUCUCGCACUGGGAAACUGAGUUGGAGGCAGGAAAAUGGUACAACUUCGCCUAUGAUAUUGAUUUCGACGCGAAAACUGUUGGACUGUGGGCGUCGAACGGGGCAGAUGACCUAAAGCAGGUUGUGCCCGCUGUCGGCGCGUCGACUUCGACAAACUCCGCGGAUUGGCAUGUUGGCGAGUUGCGACUCGAUAACGGGGGCAAGGAUGCGGCUCCGGAGGAUUGGUUCUGGUCUGGUAUUUUUGUCGAGGAGGCUCCGAUCACUGCUGGUAUUGCUGGUCCUGCAUGA